Messenger RNA from Poecile atricapillus (Black-capped chickadee), 4020 nucleotides. It is a transcript of the gene ROBO3, whose product is annotated as roundabout guidance receptor 3. Lineage: Eukaryota; Metazoa; Chordata; Aves; Passeriformes; Paridae. Gene Ontology annotation, molecular function: protein binding. The transcript is spliced from 26 exons. The record is from RefSeq and is a predicted model, not a curated record. Bases 1 to 4020 code for a protein of 1339 amino acids.
AUGCUGCGGUACCUGCUGAAGACGCUGCUGCAGAUGAACCUGUUCGCCGACUCGCUGGGAGCCGAAGGCUCCAACUCCUCCUCGCUGCUGCUCGGCAUCAAUCGCUCCAUCGCCGCGCUCCACCUGCCCGAUCUCGCCCCCGGUAACGGAUCCCACGGCCAGCUGGAGGACACGGCUCCCCGCAUCGUGGAGCACCCCACGGAUGUCCUGGUCUCCAAGGGGGAACCGGCCACGCUGAGCUGCAAGGCCGAGGGGCGCCCGGCCCCGGAGGUGGAGUGGUACAAGGACGGGGAGCGGGUGGAGACGGACCGGGAGGAUCCCCGCUCGCACCGCACCCUCCUCCCGGGGGGAUCCCUCUUCUUCCUCCGGAUCCUGCACGGGAGGAGGGGAAAGCCCGACGAGGGGGUUUAUGUCUGCGUGGCCAGGAAUUACCUGGGCGAGGCCACCAGCCGGAAUGCUUCCCUGGAGGUGGCUGUGCUGCGGGACGAUUUUCGGCAGCCCCCGGGGGAUGUGGUGGUGGCCGCGGGAGAACCGGCAGUGCUGGAGUGUGUCCCACCCCGAGGGCACCCCGAGCCCAGCGUCUCGUGGAAGAAAAACGGAGUCCGGGUCAGCGACAAGGACGAGCGCCUGACGAUCCGUGGUGGGAAGCUGAUGGUGGCCAGCACUCACAAGAGCGAUGCUGGCGUCUAUGUCUGCGUGGCCACCAACGUGGUGGGGGAGAGGGACAGCGAGCCGGCCGAGCUGGUCGUCUUUGAGCGCCCAGCAUUUGUCCAGAGGCCCCAGAACCAGGUGGUGCUGGUGGAGGGGACGGCGGUGUUUGCCUGUGAAGCGGUGGGGGAUCCGCAGCCGGCGGCACGCUGGCGCAAGGAGGAGGGUGAAAUGCCACUGGGAAGGUGGGAGGUGCUGCCAGACAACACCCUGCGGAUCAGCCGGCUGCAGGUGGAGGAUGAGGGCACCUACACCUGCGUGGCUGAUAACAGCGUGGGCAGGUCGGAGGCAUCGGGCACCCUCACUGUGCAUGUGCCCCCCCAGCUUGUCAUCGGACCCCAUGACCAAGCUGUCACCCCUGGCCAGAGUGUGACUUUCCAGUGCCAGAGCAAGGGCAACCCACCACCCGCUGUCUUUUGGCAGAAGGAGGGGAGCCAGACCCUGCUGUUCCCGGGCCAGCCCCCAAUCCCUUUGGGCCGUGUUUGGGUGAGCUCCAGUGGUGCUUUGACCAUCGUCAACGUCCAGCCCAGUGAUGGUGGCCACUACCUGUGCCAGGCUAUCAGCGUGGCCGGCAGUGUCCUGGCCAGGGCCGGCCUGGAGGUGACAGGGGCACCCACUGGACUCCACCCACCGGUGAUCAGCCUGCUUCCCGCUAACCAGACAGUGCUGCCAGUGGGGGCCACAGUGCGGCUGCCGUGUGGAGAGGGGGCCCAUGACCCCCCAGGCAGCGUGGGGUGGCUGAAGGAUGGCAGUGCCCUGGUAGGUGCCCAGCCCCGUGCCAGCCUGCUGGAGAACGGCACCCUGCAGAUCACCGGCCUCCGGGUGAAAGACUCCGGGCUCUACGAGUGCGUGGCCAGCAGCCCAGCGGGCGAGACACGCUGGGGCAUCUCCUUGGAGGUACAAGGUGAUGAAUCCGACCUCUCCCUGCCUUCCCCUGCACCCGGUCUCCUCCCUGGGCCACCCUCCACCCCUGUGGUCACCAACGUUACCAAAAGCAGUGUCACCCUGAGCUGGAAAGGGAGCAAGGACAGUGGUGCCACCGAUGUCACCUCUUACAUAGUGGAGGCUUUCAGCCAGGCAGCGGGUGGCCCGUGGCAGACAGUGGCAGCCGAUGUGGAGGGUGAGAGCCACACAGUGACCGGCCUUGUCCCUGACACUGUCUACCUGUUCUUGGUGCGGGCGGUCAAUGCCUACGGGCUCAGUGACCCCAGCGGCAUCUCAGAGCCUGUGCGCACCCAAGCAGAUGCCAAUCCCAUGCAGCAAGGGCUGGAUCCUGAGCAGGUGCAGCAGGAGCUGGCACAAGUGGCUGUGCACCUGAAGGAACCUGUGGUGCUGCCACUGGGCACCGUCCACCUCUCCUGGACCGUGGAGCACCAGGCACCGUUCCUUCAGGGCUACCGGGUGCUGUACCGGCAGCGCGGCGGGCGCUGGGAGGAGGCACGGAUGGUGUGGGCACCGGGGGAGCGGGGGGCCCUGCUCACCGAGCUGCUCCGGGGCCAGGACUACGAGGUUAAGGUUCGACCCUAUUUUCAACACCUCCAUGGUCCUGACAGUGCUGUGCGAGCUUUGCGCACCCCCGAAGCGGCCCCCAGUGCCCCGCCACGAGCUGUCAGUGUGGCUGGGAAUGGUACCAGUGUCCGCAUCUCGUGGCAGCCACCUCCUCUGGCAGAGCAGAAUGGUGUCAUCCGUGAUUACCGGAUUUGGUGCUUGGGCAAUGAGAGCCGCUUCCACAUCAACCAGAGCGUGGAGGGGACGGUGCUGGCGACAGUGCUGCAGGGACUCGUCCCUGGUGUCCCUUACCGUGCUGAAGUUGCCGCUGCCACCAGUGCUGGUGUGGGCACCCGCAGUGCCCCUGUCCCCAUCCACAUCGCCCCCCUGGUGGAGCGAGAUGCGAGGCCAGCGGGCGGGAGCAGCUUGGCUGAGCAUUUAGCAGAGGUAGCCAGGCAGCCAGCCUUCAUUGCCGGCGUUGGUGGUGCUUGCUGGGUCAUUCUCGCUGCCUUUGCUGCUUGGCUCUACAGCCGCCGCCGGAGGAAGAAGGAGCUCAGCCACUUCACCGCAUCCUUUGCCUACACACCCACCGGUAAGCCCCUAAGUGCUGCGGGGUCCCAGUACGGCCUCUCGCUGCCCUCACCCCCAUCUCUUUCCACAGUUGCCUUCCCGGCUCCAGUGCGCAGCAACCCCAGUGGUGGUUACCCGUGGCUGGUGGAUGCGUGGCGUGGCGGCAGCACAGCCAGUGCUGCCGGUUGUUUGGGGGCCACUGAAAGAUACUACAAUGAUGCCGGCAUCACUCGGUACAUCGCUCAGACGGAGCAGUUCGGAGCGGGGGCUGGCGAGGGGCCGGUUUACAGCACCAUCGACGUUGACAGUGAGGAGCUCUGCACAUUCCCCCGUCCCUUCUCACAGUAUGGGACCCCCUACCCUGGGGGGAGUUCCCAGCCAAUGGAUGCUGCAGCCUCCCAGGUGCCCCGUGGCCGGGCUGAGCACGGUAGGGUGCUGGGGCAAGCAGUGAAACCACCGGUGGUGAGCUGGACAGAGCUGCUGCCCCCACCACCCUCAGCCAGUGAGCUCAGCCAGUGCGCCCAGGAGGAGGAGAAGGAGGAGGAAGAGGAGGAUGAAGAGGAAGAUGCAGCUGGAGGGUUGGGGAUGGAGGUGUGGUACCGUGGUGAGGACAUGCCCUGUGCCACUGCUGCAUCCUCACCCACCACCUCGUCCGGCUGCCGUUCCACCGCCACGCUGACACCAUCGCCUCGCACCACGGAGGACAUCCCUCGCCUCCGCGACUUCGAUAGCUCCCUCCUGUCCUGGAGACACCCCCCCGGCGUCAGCACCCCCCCACAGGCACCCAGCCCCUCGGUGACUCCGGAUGCCAGCGAGGGCCACCCACCCCGAGCCCGCUGCCCUCCUGGCACAGGGAAAACCCGCGGGGUGAUCUCCAAAAGUCGCCUGAAGCCCAAAUGCAGCCGCUACCGCCGGGAAAAGCAGAUGGGAGAGCUGCCGCCGCCGCCGCUGCCGCCGCCCGGCGAGAGCCCCGGCCCCGCUGCGGAGCUGGAGCCGAGCGGGGCUGAGCGCAGGGUCCCGGCCCGCCCGGCCCGCGGGGAUGAGGUCAUCCCCUACAGCAAAGCCUCCUGCGUGCCCCGCGGGCAGGUGUCCGGCAGCUGCUCCACCACGGGCAGCGUCUCGUCCCGCGGCUCCAGCAGCUCCCGCGGCCACGGCUCGGGGCGCAGCCGGACCCCCGGGGACCGCGGCGAGGGCACCGGCCACUGCCGCCGCCCGGGGGCCCCGAUUCCCUGCCCGCCGCAGGAAAAGCGAUAA